This is a messenger RNA of Paecilomyces variotii, 1254 nucleotides long. RefSeq names its product Alpha/Beta hydrolase protein. The transcript has 2 exons. Bases 1 to 1254 code for a protein of 417 amino acids. The record is from RefSeq and is a predicted model, not a curated record. NCBI's taxonomy places the organism in Eukaryota, Fungi, Ascomycota, Eurotiomycetes, Eurotiales, Thermoascaceae.
AUGGGUCUUCCGCCAUCGCCCAGUUUCACAUUUAAGAUCCCUUCCAUCCACGACGGGACCCAGCUCUCAUGUCGAUUAUAUAUUCCACGACAAUUGGAACAACCGGAAACCGCUGCGAGCUGGCAGAAGCGGGGUGCGAUAGUCGCUCAUCCAUAUGCCCCUCUUGGUGGCUGCUACGAUGAUCCGGUCGUGAGUACUGUGGGCGAGGAGCUCUUGGAGAGCGGAUACGUCGUGGGGACGUUUAAUUUCCGCGGGGCUGGGGAUUCUGAUGGGAAAACUAGCUGGACGGCGAAGCCUGAGUUGGCUGAUUACGUAUCCUUUUAUGGAUUGAUGCUUUGCUUCCUCGAUGGAUUGAAGAUCGGAGGUUCUACUUCGAGAAUACGAGAAUCGGAUCCAUCGGGGGAAUCUUCUUCUGGUGAUGUCGGCAAGAAUCAAUCUGAGGAUUCCUCUGCGACCUUUUCUAUCAUUCUAUGUGGCUAUUCUUACGGGUCUAUGAUCGCGUCGCAUGUACCGACUGUUGAUGUCGUUCUGAGACUCUUUCAAGACGCUUCCAGAGAUUCAUUUGCUGCUGCUAUUCGGUCCAGAGCGGAUCAGUGCUCUGCGCACUGUAAUAACAGUGUCCAUACCGAGUUUCGACCGCACACACCAGAUCGUACGAGACCGGAUUCACGUCCGCGAUCACCGCUUCCUGUUGUGCUAGGUCAGAGUCCCGUCUCGCAAAAAGAGCGAAAGGUCAUCUUGGAGGGAGUGCGACGCAGUUUAGAUCGAGCGAAACGGAAAAUCAGUUUCAGUUCGAGAUCUUCGGAUGUUGGAUCCCAAGAACGCAAGACGGUCGUUACGGAGAAACCCCAGAUACAGAUACCUAGAAUAUCUUAUCUGCUGGUGUCCCCUAUUUUACCUCCUAUUAGCCAGUUCUUGACUAUGUUCUCCAAGAUUUCGCUGAGCUCAAGUGUGAUUUCUGGGACGUCCGCUCAGGACACGUCUAUUCCGUCUGCGAAGGCCGAAGAGCAGCUUUCUGCUCACCCGACUCUGGUCAUAUACGGGGACAAUGAUAACUUUACUGCAGCCGAUAAGGUCAGAAUGUGGUGUGAGGGGAUAACCAAGACGACGGGAUCUCAAAUCCAUGCUCGAGAAAUUGAAGCAGCCGGACACUUUUGGCAUGAGCAGCGGGCUAAAGCGCAAAUGAAGGCUACGAUCAGGGCAUGGCUGGGUCAUCUGCACCACGAUAAUGAUAAUACUGCAGGGUCGCUCUGA